Linnemannia hyalina is the source of this 738-nucleotide messenger RNA. The record is from the annotation of a GenBank genome assembly. Lineage: Eukaryota; Fungi; Mortierellomycota; Mortierellomycetes; Mortierellales; Mortierellaceae.
AUGAAGUUCCUUGAGUACGCAGGCAUAGACGCCAUCAACAGCGCCCUCGUCUUCGAAACAGCUGAAUGCAAAGUCUACGGCAGAGUUGAGCCCUACUCCUGCAAGGCAGCAGGAGCGGACAAGAAGCUUUACAAACAAAUCGAGAUCAAGUACGAUCCAUCCAAUAGCCCGCCCGACUCUACCGAUGGGCCAAGCAGUAGUUUCCGCAACAUCAUCUCGCCCUUUGGACCCCUCGACCAACCGGCCUCCCGGAGAACUCUUUUCUAUUUGAUCGGCACCCUCAAUGCCUCCUUCCCAGACUAUGACUUUUCAGAUGCAAAGCCUGAACAGUUCCGGAAAGAACCAUCAGUAUCGAUGGUGGUCAACUCGGUCAAUUCGACUCUGCUGAACCACGGGAAUGAUCGUGCAGUCAAGGAGCUCCGGAUCUGGGACUCAAUCGACAACCUCAUCGACUUUGAGGACUCGGAUGUUUACUCAUACAACCCCGAGAGUGAUUCUGACCCCAACGACGAGGAGGGCGCCGGCACCUUAUGGUCGUUCAACUACUUCUUUUUCAACCGAAAACUGAAAAGAAUCAUUUACUUUACAAUGCGAGGAGUCAGCUAUGGUGCACCAUGCGAGGAUGGCGACGAGGAUGAUUUUUCGGACUUGAGCGACGACGAUGUCGGAUUCGCCAGCCAUCGACGGAAAAGUUAUCGAUACGAUGACUACGUUGCGGGAGAGAUGGACAUGAUGUAA